This is a messenger RNA of Stegastes partitus (bicolor damselfish), 1137 nucleotides long. RefSeq names its product proline-rich protein HaeIII subfamily 1-like. Bases 1 to 1137 code for a protein of 378 amino acids. The transcript has 3 exons. NCBI's taxonomy places the organism in Eukaryota, Metazoa, Chordata, Actinopteri, Pomacentridae. The record is from RefSeq and is a predicted model, not a curated record.
AUGGGCAGGGCGGCGGCGGCACGUCAGCCUGAGGUCACCGCCCGGUCCCGGUCCACAGGAUUAUACAAGCAGGCAGCAGCAGGGACAGCUGCUACCAACCAUGGCUUUGCGGGUCUUGACACCAAUAAACCCCAGCGGACUUCAAACUACCAGCCCCGGGGGGUACUCUCCCAGCCCCAGGUUCCUGGCUACAAGCCCCAGGAUCCUGGCUACAAGCCACAGGAUCCUGGCUACAAGCCACAGGAUCCCAGCUAUAAGCCCCAGGAUCCCACCUACAAGCCCCAGCCACAGGACCCCAUCUACAAGCCCCAGCCUCAGGAUCCCAGCAACAAGCCCCAGCCUCAGUCUCCCAGCUACAAACCUCAACCCCAGUCCCAGGUGCCACGCUACCACUAUAAACCCCAGAUGAUGCGCUACCACCCCCGUUACCAUCCUCAGCAAAAUGUGCCACGCUACCAGCCCCACUUCAAGCCUCAGCCUCCACGCUACCAGGCCCAGACAAAGCCACUACGCUACCAGCCCCAGCCCCCACUACAAGUGCUGCCCUACCCUUCCCAGCCUAAACCCCAAGGGCCAACCUACCAGCCACCUUCUGAGCCUAAGCCACAAGGGCCAAUCUAUCAGCACCCCUUGCAACCCAUCCCCCAAGGAGAAGUCUACCAGCACCCUCCUCAGCCUAAGCCUCAAGGACCACCCUACCAGCACCUUCCCCAGCCUAAGCCACAAGGGCCACCCUACCAGCACGGUCCCCAGCCUAAUCCACAAGGGCCACCCUACCAGCACGGGCCACCCUACCCGCACCCUCCCCAGCCUAAGCCACAAGGGCCACCCUACCAGCACCCUCCCCAGCCUAAGCCACAAGGGCCACCCUACCAGCACCCUCCCCAGCCAAAGCCACAGGGGCCACCCUACCAGCACCCUCCCCAGCCUAAGCCUCAAGGGCCACCCUACCAGCACCCUUCCAAGCCUCAAGGGACACCAUACCAGCACGCUUCCAAGCAAAAGCCCCAAGCGAUACCCUACCAGUCACCCUACCAGCACCAGCUGAUGCGGUACCAGUCAGGCAGUAAUGCUGGUUUUUAUCCCACUUCCCUGCCUCAAGGGCCAUCCAGCCACUUUGGCUACAGACGUAACUAA